Messenger RNA from Urocitellus parryii (Arctic ground squirrel), 3394 nucleotides. It is a transcript of the gene Prss42, whose product is annotated as Putative serine protease 42. NCBI's taxonomy places the organism in Eukaryota, Metazoa, Chordata, Mammalia, Rodentia, Sciuridae. Gene Ontology annotation, biological process: proteolysis. Gene Ontology annotation, molecular function: serine-type endopeptidase activity. The record is from RefSeq and is a predicted model, not a curated record.
UUAAUUUAUGGGUGAGUGUAAGCCACUCAUUGGUGGAUGCUUGCCUCUAGUCAGUUUUAUUUUCACUAUUGGUCAUUGGAUAUAUGUGCAGCAUGAAUUCUGCUUUCACAGCCUUUGGAAUUUACUAUUUCCCCACAGGUUCAGCCAGGAACUAGUGGCUUAGACGGUCCCCAUGCAUUUGCUCCUGGGAAGACAUAGCCUUGGGCUUGUGCACAGCCUUUCAGUACAUUAGGGAUGAGUGUGAUUUUAUUUUUAAUCCUGGCUUACUAGGAGUCACCCCUAGGUCAGAGUAGCUUUUUGGUGAAAGGUUGUACUUCAGUCCAUUGAACCAGGAAAGUUUCUGCCUUUUGCAGAUAUCUGUGUGGCUUGGGAAAUGCAUUUAAAUAGACUCCACUUUCUGUUGCUGAUUUGGUGCAGCCUAGUGCAUGCACAGGCCCUUAAAGCUAAAUGUGAGCAUAGGAGAAAUUUUCUUGGUGGUUUCUUCCACUUUGUUAAGCUAAUGGCAGGUUGCUAUUUCACUUUUUUUUUUUCCCUGCUAGUAUCACAGAGCUCUGUAUUGCUCACCAAUAAGACCUCUAUUGUUUUAAGCAAUACCUUUAGUGUGAACUAAUCCUAACCCUCUUCUUUCAAAUAAAUUCAGUCACCUCAGACAGAGCUGCAGAGCACUAAUUUUUUCAGCUUGCCUAUCAUUCUGGGCACAAUAUUUGUGCCACUGCACUAGAUCUGAGGAUGGCAGCCUGCUACAGUUGGAGUGAAAUGAGUAGCUUAUGAGUGCUCACAGGGAAGGGGGAUGGUAUCCAUUUGUCUUUUCACUUGCUGUAUUAGUCUAUUUUCUAUUACUAUAACAAAAUACCAGGGGGCUGGGUACUUUGUAAAGGAAGGAUAUUUAUCUCACAGAUCUGGAGGUUCAAGAUCAUAGUGCUAGUAUCUGCUCAGCUCUGAUGAGGGCCUUCUGGCGAUUAUAUCACAACACAGCAGAUUGCAUCAUGGUGGGAAACAUGUGCAAGAGGGUGGAAUCAUAUGGUGACAGGAAGCCAGAGAAACUUCAGGGCCAGGUUAUUUUUAAAAUAAUUAUCAUGUGAACUAACUGGGGUCCUAUGAGAGCUACACUAAUCCUUUCCAAGAGAAGCACCCUCAAUGAGUUAAGCACGUCCUCUAGGCCGCACCUUUUCGAGGUUCCUCCAUCUCAACACUGCCUCCCUGGGGACCAUAUGUCAACUACAAGAAUCCAGGCUGGACGUCUGGAGCGCGACCCUAGGCAGCGGUCUCCAUCGAGGACUGCCACCCCAGCAGCGCCUGCCCCUUGGUCCAGAAGGAGUGAGGUCGAGGGAAACUCAGGAAGCCACACCCCCAUGUCGUGGUCCUAGCUCGCCGCCUGCCGCCGCGUGCGCCCGGUGGUCGCCAUCGGCAGCCAACCCGGCCGCGAGGGGGCGCCGCAGGGCCCGCGCACCAUGGCGUCCCGGGGCGGCUGCCUGGGCCUGCUGGCCUGGCUCCUGCUCCUGCAGCUGCAGCUCGGCGAGGCCUACGCAUCCGCCGUGCCCCUCACGUCCUCUGGGCCCACGAGCGGCGAGGUUUCCGGGGCCAGCGGGCAGGAGGGGCCUACAGGGGAGUCGGUGGCGCACACAGACACCCCGUCCAUGCAGACUCGCACCCAGGUGGCUCCCACGCACGGCCCGAUCGGGGUGCUGCCGCACCUGCUGGCGUUCUCCUCGGGUGAGCACGCCCCAGUGUGUGGCCGGCCCUUCCUGAAGAUUGUUGGAGGCUUUAACGCCGAGGAGGGGAAGUGGCCCUGGCAGGUGAGCGUGCGCAACAGGGAGAAGCACGUGUGCGGAGGCUCUCUCAUCACCGCGCAGUGGGUGCUGACCGCCGCGCACUGCAUCAUAAGUCAUUUGCAGUACAGCGUGAAGAUGGGAGAUCGGCGUCUCAGUACACAAAAGACAAGUCUGGUGAUCCCCAUCCGGAACAUCAUUGUCCAUCCUAAGUUCAGAACAGCUGCAACGGUUAUAAAUGACAUUGCCCUUCUUCGCCUCCUCUACCCUGUGAAUUUUACCUCUACUAUCCACCCUAUCUGCGUCCCUUCUGAGCUUUUCCAUGUGCAAACUGGGACCAAGUGCUGGGUGACUGGGUGGGGCAAAACAAAACAAGAAGCGGACAUGAAUUCAACAGAGAUUCUACAGGAAGUGGACCAACAAAUCAUCCUUUACCAAGAAUGUAAUGAGAAGAUACAGAAAGCCUUGUCAUCUAAAAGGGAUCUGGUCUUGAAAGGGAUGAUAUGUGGUGAUACUAAAAAAGGAAAGGAUGCUUGUCAGGGAGACUCUGGGGGCCCCAUGAGCUGUGAGUUUAAUGAGACCUGGAUCCAGGUGGGGAUUGUGAGCUGGGGCGUUACCUGUGGUCACUCAGACUUUCCUGGAGUUUACACUUAUCUCAGCUUCUACAGCAAGUGGGUGGUUGCAACGGUGAACCAGGCUGUUCCUUUGUAUUCGGUGAUGUUCCUCAUUCUACUGGAGUGUCUUACGCUGCCUGUGGGCAUCCUGGUGACUCUAUGAUCACCCUGGCCCAUUCCCCUCCUAUUUCUGGGUCUCCCACUAGGCCUCCAAUCUCUUUUGCCUUUUCAAUGCCCUUUAUUUUUUUAUUUAUUUUUGGUACUGGGAUUGAACUCAGAGGCACUUGACCACUGAGCCACAUCCCCAGCCCUAUUUUGUAUUUCAUUUAGUCUCACUGUAUUGCUUAGCAUCCCGCUUUUGCUGAGGCUGGCUUUGAACUGGAGAUCCUCCUACUUCAGCCUCCUGAUUUGCUGGGAUUUUAGGCAUGAGCCACCAUGCCAAGCUCAAUGCCUUUUCUUCAAAUUCUGGUUGGAAUCGCUUGCCCCUGGGGAGCCCCACAGUGGAGCCUGGCAGGGGACUGGGGCCUGCAAGGUGUUCCAGCCUGGUGCCCUGCUCACCUGCCUCAACCAACCUAUGCCUGACCCAUACUCUACCUGCUGGGAAUAUGGAUGAACUGAUUCUAGCUAGAGGGCCAGCAGGCCUGCCACUCGGAGUGUGAUGACUCAGGGACACCUUGGAGAACAUCUACCAAAGGAGAGAAUUCAUCACGGUGAAGGAAGCUGAACCUGGCCCUGGUUUCAGGGUCUCCCUGGGAGUUUGUCACACCAACCUGCAAGGUGAUUGCAGAGGCAGUGAAGGAGGCCCUAGCAGGUCCCUGCAGAGGUGUGAGGCCUGGGACUUUAGCAUCUGGCUUGGUGCCUGGAGCUGGCACAGGUUUCCCUGUACCCAGUGUGGCUCUGUGCCCCACGGGGCACCCCAGACUGGCACCUAUUCCUCAGGGCCCUAGUGGCUGCAUUGGGGGACACUCCAAGUUGUGUUGAGGCAGUUUUGAGUGUGGACAUUUCAGAUGU